AUGGCGUCUUCACGUACUACCCUCUCUCUUCUUCUCCUCUUCUUUCUCUUCACCGCUACAAUCAUCACCACCCAGCAGAACGAAGACGACGACGACAGCUCUUCGCCUCAACUCGCUCUAGACCCGUCGGAGCAAGAAGCGGUCUACCGAGUUCUUGACUCAGUCAACUCAGCCAUCUCGUGGCGUACCAUCUUCUCCGACGACCUCUGCGCUUCACCACCUGAAGGCGUCGUUUGCGAUUACCUCUUCGCUUCUCAGAACGGCGUCGCGACGUCCGUCCACGUCACCGAGUUCCACUUGGGUUACGUCUCUGACUACACGCAAAACCCUCCUUGCUCUUCCAACUCCACACUCGAUCCUCUCCUCUUCACUUCUUUCAAACACCUUCGGAAGCUCUUUUUCUACAAAUGCUUCACCGGAGCUCGUGUCUCGUUACCGGAAACGAUCCCAGAGGAUUUCGGCUCUGUUCUCGAGGAGCUAGUGUUCAUCGAUAACCCAUCUCUUGUCGGCGAGAUUAGUGUCAUGAUCGGUAAUUUCACCAAGUUGAGAAGAUUGGUUCUCACCGGAAACGGGUUUCACGGGUCAAUUCCGGGUCGGAUCGGCGAUUUAGUCAGUCUAGAGGAGGUUACACUCUCCAGAAACAGCUUGAGCGGUGGUAUCCCGCCGAACGCAACGUCACGUCUGAAGAACCUUAAAGUUCUAGACUUUAGCCAUAACUUUCUCAACGGAAAAGCCCCUGAUUCUAUUGGUGAUUUGACAGAGCUUCUCAAGCUAGAUCUCAGCUUCAACGAGUUCACCGGAGAGAUCCCUUCCGACGUCGGGAAACUAAAAAAGCUCGUCUUUUUGGACUUCAGUUAUAACCGUUUUGGGAACUUUGGCGUUCCUCUGUUUCUAGCGGAGAUGCCCAGACUGAGAGAGGUUCAUCUGAGUGGGAACAAGCUCGGUGGGCGUAUACCGGAGAUUUGGAAGAAUCUCAAGGAUAUAUCUGGAAUCGGGUUCUCCAGGAUGGGUCUUCAAGGCAACAUCCCAGCUUCAAUGGCGUCGAGUCUUAAAAAUCUGUGCUUUCUGGCGCUCGACAACAACAAUCUCGACGGACAAAUCCCUGAGGAGUUCGGACGUUUGGAUUUUGCCCGAGAAAUCAACCUUGAGAACAACAAUCUCAUCGGAUAUGUUCCAUUCUCCGAUAGUUUCAGAGAUAGAAUCGGGAGAAAACUCAAAUUGAGCGGGAAUCCAAGUCUCCACUACAGCAAAAGGUCCGAUCCUCCUCUCGCCGGACCAGCUCUCUCUUCAUCGGCGACAAGGGUUUUCACGUUCGUUUGCUUCCCGGCGGCUUUAUUGGCUCUUUACAUCUCAAUGAAACAGUAAAGAAAAAUACAGCGAAGAAAGAACAUAUUAUUAGAGGAAAAGUUUUAACAUUUCUUAUGCUUUUGACCUUUUUGAUUAGCGGGGAAAAGUUUUAAUUUUUGGUUGUAAGUACAUAUUAGUUUUCUGGUAAUGAAUUUACUUUGGAUUAUCUUCAACAGUUUUUAUAA
Molecule: messenger RNA, 1532 nt
Organism: Capsella rubella
Lineage: Eukaryota; Viridiplantae; Streptophyta; Magnoliopsida; Brassicales; Brassicaceae
Product: piriformospora indica-insensitive protein 2
Exons: 1
Coding region: 1-1365 (454 amino acids)
Cellular component (GO): plasma membrane
Molecular function (GO): protein binding
Source: RefSeq, a predicted model, not a curated record